This is a messenger RNA of Cajanus cajan (pigeon pea), 1072 nucleotides long. Lineage: Eukaryota; Viridiplantae; Streptophyta; Magnoliopsida; Fabales; Fabaceae. The record is from RefSeq and is a predicted model, not a curated record.
AUGGCGGGUCGUUACACAGGGCCACCAGAUCAUCUUGGUGUUAGGUGCGCAUGGCCUCAAGAAACCAUAAGGUUGGCCGAAGAAGGGGAAUUUGUCUUCGGCCCCACGGUGGGCACCAAGAUAUUCUCACAUGAAGUUGGUUUAGUGAUGACCUCUUCGAUGAGAUUGGUGCUUGAUUCGAUAUGCGAUGAAGGGCUUCAGGCAGUGGCUAACAUUCGUGGAGGACGAGUGGUGCUGCACCCUAUUACAAGUCCUCCCUCAGAAUUUGAGCAUUCGGAGAAAGGAGAUGCCUUGUAUGCCAUGGAAUUAGCUUUGUCUUUGGAGAAGUUGACAAAUGAGAAACUUCUGCAUGUUCAUAGUGUGGCAAGCCGUAACAAUGAUCCUCAACUGGCAGAUUUCAUAGAGAGCGAGUUUUUGUAUGAGCAGGUUAAAUCGAUUAAGAAGAUUGCUGAGUAUGUGGCCCAACUGAGAUUAGUUGGAAAGGGUCAUGAUGAAGAGCCUCCAUUAGAAGCACAAAAUUACGGGUCAAGUAUAGGAGCAUUCACGAUUUCUUCUUGUCCACAUGUGGAGUGUUCACGUGGCCAAUGAGGAUACAAGAAAAAGCACAGAAUGGAGCGUCUUAUUAAAAAGUAACGUGGAGUAACAGAAAAGUGGAGUAACAGAAAAGAUGCUUGUGUGGUAUGAGUCUUCUCCAUUCUGAUUUCUCUCUCUCUGUAAUAUUCAUUUCUAAUUCUCAUUCUGUGUUUUUUUAGUUUCACAUUUAUCCUUUUUUUUUCUUAUGUGAUGAUAAUGGAUAUCGUGGAUUCUUCUAUAGUCUCGCUCUAAUGCUUGUGCCAUAGCCAUUAUCUCCUCAAUUUCCUCGAGGAAAUGGGAAAAAUGCUUGACAAGGAAGAAGUUAGGCUUUCCAAGGAACCAUCUUUAUGUAAUGAAACAAUUACUAUUGUUGUUCGAAUGCUAGAUGGUCAUCGUUUAAACAUCGCUUUCUCAAAUAGAUAGUGAGGAUUGUAUGUUUGGUGGAUAUUAUGUGUAGUUUUAAAAAAUUAAAAAAUUUAAUUACUUAAUUUUCAUGUUA